UUCGAUUUUCGACGGUUUCGGAUUGUUAUAAAAGCCACCUACAAGUUACAAGAAAAUCAUUUUAAAACAAUUCAAGUUGAUAUUUAAUUCUAUCGUUUCAAUAUAUUAAUUGAGCAAUACUAAACUAAUCUUUUUAUACUAUAAAAAUGAAAAUUUUAUGUGUUAUUCUACCAUUAGCCUUGCUGAAUGUUUCGGUAGCUGCGUUAGAUGGAUAUGACAAGGAAGUUAUCAAAACAAACGGAUACAUCGAGUCUGCAGGAAAUAACUUGCCGCUUAUAAUUAAAAACAUUGUUCUCGGACCAUACACGAUGCAUGAAAUGGCUUAUAUGUUAUCAGUACCGGAAUUCCCAGAUGCCAACAUAGGCCUAUUGCUAUGCAGCCAGAUCAAAAUGCAAACAGAAAUAAGAACGUCAACUGAUACCCGCACACCUGAGAUAAACGAAGGUAAUCACAAUCGACCAACCAAUUUUACGGAUAUUUUACCUGUUUGCUUGUGCGACGAUUACGAUGAGGAAAUUAACCUGGCACAUUUCGGAAGUCAAAGAAGAAUUAUAACAAGAGAAGCUACAAAAACUUUAAUUCUCGCUGAAAUACGUGGAGGAGAUAAAGUAAAAAAAUAUUUCCAAGAUUUUUCGGACAUGUGUCUUUUAAUAGGGUUGUUCAAAAGUAUAAACAAUCCAUAUUCGUAUAUAGUAGCCGCUGAGCUUGACGAGACUGACACUUGUACUGUGACCGAUAUACACCUGAAUGAAUUCCGAUACAGAUCCAUCGGUGGCGUUAUUUGGGAAAUAAAACCUAACAACGACCUAAGCAGGCCAUUUGUUGAUCAGUUAUAAUAGUUUGCGACAGGAGUGAUAAGGAUAACUCGGUUUACAAUAUAGUACCUACUAUUAUUGUUAUAUUUAAAUAGUUUUUGCGUGCCACAGUAAUAUUCAAAUAAUUGUCCAAUAAAAUGUAGCUUAUUUAAUAAUAAACAAUAAUUUUAAUCACUACCAUAAA
Adelges cooleyi (spruce gall adelgid) is the source of this 999-nucleotide messenger RNA. RefSeq lists its product as uncharacterized. Lineage: Eukaryota; Metazoa; Arthropoda; Insecta; Hemiptera; Adelgidae. Bases 147 to 836 code for a protein of 229 amino acids. The transcript is spliced from 11 exons. The record is from RefSeq and is a predicted model, not a curated record.